UUGGUAACCGGUUGAAAAAAGAUCCAUGUCUGAAAGUGUAUAAUUGUUUCAGUUUGCCCCAAACUCAAGUCUUUGUCAAGCUGAAUGUUUGAGCUCAGUAUCGUGUUCAUAAAUCGAUUUGCAUAGGAAUCUCAGACCCAGAGCAAAUUAUGCAGCAAGAAGACCAGGUUGUUGAAGAAGAGGUUGUGAAUGAAGAUGACGAAGAGGAAUCACUAUUCCAGGACAUAGAUCUACUGCAGAAUCAUGGAAUUAAUGUAGCUGACAUAAAGAAACUGAAGCAAGUGGGAAUAUGCACCAUAAAGGGAAUCCAAAUGACCACCAAGAAAAAACUUUGUGCUGUUAAAGGAAUUUCUGAAGCAAAAAUGGAAAAAAUCAAAGAAGCUGCAAAUAAGCUCUGUGAUCCAGGUUUUUUGACUGCUUUAGAGUAUUCUGAUAAAAGAAAAGCUGUCUUCAGAAUAACCACAGGAAGCACAGAAUUAGAUAAACUUUGUGGAGGAGGAUUAGAAAGCAUGGCAAUAACUGAAGCCUUUGGUGAAUUCAGAACAGGGAAAACACAGCUGUCUCAUACAAUGUGUGUAACAGCACAGCUUCCUGGAGCCAAUGGGUAUACUGGUGGUAAAGUGGUUCUUAUUGAUACAGAAAAUACCUUUCGUCCUGACAGACUGAGAACCAUUGCAGACAGAUUUAACCUCGAUCAGAGCGCUGUGUUAGAUAAUGUUAUUUAUGCCAGAGCUUAUACAAGUGAACAUCAGCAUGAAUUAUUAGAUUUUGUAGCUGCUAAAUUUUAUGAAGAACCUGGUGUUUUUAAACUUUUGAUAGUAGAUUCCAUAAUGGCUUUGUUCCGAGUUGACUUUAGUGGCAGAGGUGAACUAGCAGACAGACAACAGAAGCUAGCCCAAAUGUUAUCAAGACUUCAGAAAAUCUCAGAAGAGUAUAAUGUGGCAGUAUUUAUAACCAAUCAGAUGACAGCUGAUCCAGGAGCAGCAUUAUCUUUUCAAGUUGAUCCAAAGAAACCUAUUGGUGGAAAUAUUUUAGCACAUGCUUCAACCACUAGAAUAAGUUUACGUAAAGGAAGAGGGGAAACUAGAGUUGCUAAAAUAUAUGACAGUCCUGAUUUACCAGAAAAUGAAGCUACCUUUGCCAUUACUGCUGGAGGAAUCAAUGAUGCAAAGGAAUAAAGAUCUGUUUUAAUGUGAAAGCAUGAUGGAAAUUUUUAUAUGAACAAUCAAAUAACUAUUACAAGUUUCUGUGAUUGAUAAUAUUUGUGUAUUUAUGGUAUUGUAAAAAAAAAUAAAAUUAAUGUUGGAAGUAGUAGGAGUAUACAAUGAAACUUUGAGAAUCUAAAACAUUUGCUCUACAUAGUUGUUGUGUUUGAUUUACAUGAGUACAAAGUAAUAAAAGUUAACUGUGGUAAAUAUUUAAUCACAUAACUUGUGACAUAAGUUCUUUCGUGAGAUGUGUGUUUAAUACAAACUUUCUCCUCUUGAUUUGAAAUGUUAAUUACUAUAGAUUUGUCAUUUUAUAUUUUAAUUGUAUUGUUGGCUAAAGCUAUCUGUCUCAUUGACAUUUAUCACACAUCACUUUUCAUACUCUGAUGAUAUAUGAAAAUAAAUCUAUUACUAACUGCAUUUUGAUACAAAUUAUGAAUAAUGGUAUAUUUCAAUAUGUAUUAAAAAACUGCAAUUCUUUUCUUUUGAAAGGUUUAGCAUAAGUCUUGCACAAAUCAAUAUUAAAACUUUAUUACCAGUGUACCCCUUUUUGUAACAGCCAAGUGUAUAUAGUGUUAGGUGUGACUGAAUGCUGGUCCAUUGAUUUGCCUCUACUCUUCUUUGAAACUGGUUAAUAGAUUUCCAUGCAACAUUCACAGAUUUUUCAGCAUAUAAUAACAUUAUGCCUGUCUUGUUUUCAUGAAAAUGGAUGUGAGGGGUUAAGAAGGAACUUCCAAAAUCCCCCCUCCAUCAUACUCUCAACAGAUUAGCAUACAUCAAAUGGACUUACGUCUAUAAAUGACUAGCAUACUUCAAAUGGACUUACGUCUAUAAAUGACUUAUCUAUAAAAAUAAAACUUCCAUUUUUACUCUCCCACAUUCAUUUUAAUGGAAAAGCCCUCAUCAUACUGGUAAUAAAAUUUUGGGAUUCUUAAAAUUCACUUUUCCACGUAAAAAGAAUUAUUUCAGCAUCUUUUUCUUUUCCAUUUUCUUUUUAAUCAAGAAUCAUCUUUAUACCAUUUACUAGUGAUGUAUGUCAGAGGAGCGAGUAUGUAUUUUUUGUCGGUGAGUGGUGUAAAUAUUCUGAAAACUUUGCUUUGUCAUAUAACCUUUCUAUCUUUCAAUCUAUUUUAUGAAUGAGUGUAUAUUCUAAUUAUUGUAUAUUAUGAUUGCUAUUGCUGAGCACUAUAACAAUUGUUUGUGUGAAUACUGAAACUGUGUGUGUUUUUUAUAUAGACAAAGCGUCAUCAAUAUCUGUGAUAGAAAAAUGUUGAGCCUUGUAAAUAAGUUGACUUGUUGUAUGGCCUAAAUUAUUCUAGAUUUUUAUUGUUGAAAAAAUACUGAUCCAUGAAUGUGAUAUUGUUCUGUUUCUGUUAUAUAUUUUGAUACUGUUAUUUAUAUCUUGCAAUAUUUGUUGAUC
Mytilus californianus (California mussel) is the source of this 2628-nucleotide messenger RNA. RefSeq names its product meiotic recombination protein DMC1/LIM15 homolog. Bases 150 to 1178 code for a protein of 342 amino acids. The transcript is spliced from 14 exons. NCBI's taxonomy places the organism in Eukaryota, Metazoa, Mollusca, Bivalvia, Mytilida, Mytilidae. Gene Ontology annotation, molecular function: double-stranded DNA binding; single-stranded DNA binding; ATP hydrolysis activity. The record is from RefSeq and is a predicted model, not a curated record. Gene Ontology annotation, cellular component: condensed nuclear chromosome; nucleus. Gene Ontology annotation, biological process: reciprocal meiotic recombination; DNA recombinase assembly; DNA repair.